Molecule: messenger RNA, 1770 nt
Organism: Scheffersomyces amazonensis
Lineage: Eukaryota; Fungi; Ascomycota; Pichiomycetes; Serinales; Debaryomycetaceae
Exons: 2
Coding region: 421-1605 (394 amino acids)
Biological process (GO): regulation of gene expression
Cellular component (GO): nucleus; cytoplasm
Molecular function (GO): mRNA binding
Source: RefSeq, a predicted model, not a curated record
CUUACAAAGCAUCAAUCCAUCGAACGAUUCGCCCAAUCACUCACAGCAAUCCAUUAAGCCAUUCCAGCCGCAUACACGUCUAAUCUAUCCGACCCCUCCCCAAACCAUUUCCUCCCACGACUCCCUCAAUUCUCCUCCCCCACUACCAAGUUCAGUUUGUAAAUAGUCCAAGCCAUCCAGCUCAACUAAACUUUGAAUCAUCCAUUGAAUCCGUAUAUAAUUUUUAAUUUUUAAGAAUAUCAGUAAUUCAAUCCAAUUCAAUUAUUCUAUUAAUCCCGAGUAACGAGUAACGAGUAAUUGUCCCAUCAUAACUUAACUUGACUUAUUUUAUUAUUAUUGUAUUACCCGUAACUAUCCUAAUCAUCGUUACACCCAUCUAAUACCAAUUUAACCAAUUCAAUUCAAUUUAAUUCCACCAAAAUGACUGAAUCCUUAUUCGAUACUAAAUUCUCAGAAUCUUCCGAAAAGGAUAAACAAGCCCAAGUCGCAUCUGAUUCAACUACCUCCACCAAUGCCGAAUCAUCAGUUGCUCCAACUACAGAAUCAUCUUUAGAUGAAUCUAAUCAAAAUUCUGAAUCAACCAUUGAAGAUUCAUCCAAUAUUAAAUCUUCUUCAAGUUCUGCUCCAACCGCUGAAGAAAUUGAUAAUACUUCCCUUCCAUCCCUUCAUGAUAAAUCUAAAGUUUCCACUUUAAUAAAUUUCAGAGUAUUAGUAUCUGCUAAAGAAUCUGGAUGUUUAAUUGGACAAAAUGGUAAAGUUAUUGAUUCAAUUCGAGCUGAAACAAAUACUAAAGCAGGAAUUUCUCGUCUUUUACAAGGAUCUCAUGAAAGAAUUUUAACUGUUAGUGGUACAUUAGAUGAUUGUGCAAAAGCUCUUAGUUUCUUUGCUCAAGCUUUAUGUGAUUCUAAUAUUGAAACUUAUAAUUAUUUCCCAUUAAAACAAUUAAGUUCAACUCCUUGUAUUGAACAUGAAACAACUAUCUUAAGAUUAUUAAUUCCAAAUAGUCAAAUGGGUACACUUAUUGGUUCAAAAGGGUUAAGAAUUCAACAAAUUCAAACUAAUUAUAAUAUUUCAAUGAUUGCUUCUAAAUCUUUCUUACCUGGAUCAAAUGAAAGAUUAGUUGAAUUACAAGGUUCUGUAAAUAAUUUAUAUGAUGCUUUAAGAAUUAUCGCCAGAUGUUUAAUUGAAGAUUUUUCUUCAAUGACUGGUACUAAUUAUUAUAUUCCAAGAGGUCAUUCAAAUAAUUAUUCAUCAAUUGGUAAUAGUAGACAUUCCAAUGGAAAUGGUAUAAAUAAUAAUAUUAAUAAUAAUAAUAUUAAUAAUAAUGGUAGUAAUAACAGUAACAGAAGAUCUCAUCUUACUACCACUUCAAUUAGUUUCCCAAAUGAUAUUGUUGGAGCUUUAAUCGGUAAAAAUGGUUCAAGAAUUCAAGGAGUUCGUAAAGUAAGUGGAGCUACUAUUGGAAUCAGUGAAGAAACUGAAGGAAAAGAUGAAAGAAUCUUUACUAUUAGUGGUUCAUCUCAUGCUGUUGAAAAAGCUAAAGAAUUAUUAUAUCAUAAUUUAGAAAGAGAAGAACAAAGAAGAAGUGAAAGUGAACAGAAAUAGUUUAUGACUUGUAUUUCUGCUUUUAAUCUUUUUUACUGAAUCACCCUCCCCCAAUUGAUUUCUACUUUUUUAUACAUAGUAUUUUGUUUCUGUUCAAUCUUUUAAACUUCUUGAUUAUGUUAUGUUAUUUUGUCUUAUUACAGUAUCAGUAUUAUUAUAACUUGU